Messenger RNA from Actinia tenebrosa (Australian red waratah sea anemone), 1953 nucleotides. RefSeq names its product pituitary tumor-transforming gene 1 protein-interacting protein. Gene Ontology annotation, biological process: protein import into nucleus. Gene Ontology annotation, cellular component: cytoplasm; nucleus. The record is from RefSeq and is a predicted model, not a curated record. NCBI's taxonomy places the organism in Eukaryota, Metazoa, Cnidaria, Anthozoa, Actiniaria, Actiniidae.
CCACAAUGCUGUUCGAUGAAAGAACAGAGACGAAGGGAGACAUCACAACAAGACAUGGCUAACAUCAUGAACAUAUUGCUACUCUUUACUGCCACUUAUUUAUGUUUUUACUGUCUUUCAACGGUCCAGGCUGCUAACAAAACCCUAUCUGCAGACGAAGAAUGUGCAAAGCACACCAAUGGUUCCUGUGGUGACUGUGUAGCAGUCAAAGGGUGUUAUUAUUGUGAACCAACAAAGAAAUGUUCUUAUGAUGUGGUCAAUGGAGCUUUUCAUGGUGCUUGUAAAGACUCACAGUGGAAAGUAGGACAAUGUGUUUUAAGUGGAAAGAUUUUGAUCAUUGUUUUACCAAGUAUAGCUGGUGCAAUUCUUAUUGCUCUUUGCUGUCUGAUUUAUUGCUGUUGCUGUCGUAAGAAGAAAGGGCAUUCAAAGAAGGAAAGCAAAGAGGAAGCUAGAUUUAGACGUCAACGGGAAGAAAUAGAUCUCAAACAUUCUCAAAGACGUGCUGAAAGACAAGUUAAAUAUGAUGAAAUUCGCAAGAAAUAUGGUCUCUAUAAAAAUACAGAUGAAGAGCCUGAAGACGGAAAAUACCACCAAUUCUCAAAUGAAGCCUAAAUAAUUUGCUUCCCCAUGACUUAAAACCUGUUUCUAGUAAAGCAUAAUCUAAAAAUCUUGAUAAUGUUUUUAUUUAUAGUUAUUUUGGUCUAUUUUUUUUUUCAAUUCAAUAUAAACAAAUCAAAUCCUUCAAUCACAUAUACAGUCUAAUGGCAGUUCCACAAUAUUCAGCAUAAAAUUAGCAAAUUAAAUUAGGUAAGUAUAGGGAACUGCAGUAUCUUGUUACACCAGCCUUCAUUGGUACGAUGAUGAAAGACUGAACAGCUAUGCAUGAUUCAAGCUUUAUUUAUAAGCAUAGCCUAGUGCUAUAUAAUUCAUGCUCUGAUUGGCUAGCUGUCUGUCUACUAUGAAAAUGAUGGAGCAUGCACCAACUGAGCAGCUUGAUAUAUACUUACAACUAGUAACAUUGUCUAGAAGCAAUGGUCGGUGCUUAGCUCUGUGCAUAUCCAUAUCUGCCAAGCAUGUCGGAGGUUGCCAUAGAAACACAAGUUCUUUUGUGCUUAGCGAUUCACUGUGUUCAUCCAGCCAGACCUCCAUAUAUGCUUGCUAACCAUUCCUGUAAUUUUAGUUUUUUCUGGAAGUGACUAAGUCUUAGUGAAAUGAUCAAGGACAUUCAGUCAUUGUGAAGUAGAUCCUAUCAAGCUGUCACAUGGGAAUGCAUUCAUGUAUAGUCAUGUAUUGUAAAUAAUGAUUUAUUUCAUGGUCAUCUGAUUGCUAAAACAUGCAUGCUUUUUAUAUCAAUAGGAAAUCAUAUUCGACAGGAAUCAAAAUCAAGUAAUAGAGCACAUGCAGUAAACCCAUGAAAUAAAACCAAAAUUGAUACUGAAAAAUAGGUAUUUAGCAACUAAUAGUUGCUAUCACUAACCAGAACUAUUAGCUACUGAAUAGCCACUAUUUGUCAGUAUUGACUUUGUUUUCAUUACAUGGUUUUACUGCAUGUGCUCUAAUAAAAAAUAAUAAUAAUUACAUCUUUUACCAGGGUAGACUCAUGAGCAUAAGCUAUCAUUAUCAUUACCUUAGUAGUUUUUAAUACUUGCUACUUGUGCAGAUAAAACAAAAGGAAUGUCUUGAUUUCUACCUUUUUGGCAAUUUUCCAAAAGCUGUGUUAUUAAUAAUUGCUACCUGUACUUAAUUAGAUUUAGUGACCUUGAAUAAUAGUUCCAAGCUGAGGUUGGAGUUGCUGAACACGAUAAAAAGCAUAGUUUUGCUAUGCGCUGAAACUCCAGCCUGGGCUAGGAACUAUUAUUCGUGGUCACUGAACGGAACUGUAAAAUGGAGUAUUAAAGUAUAUGGGCUCUUUUUACAAUCAUAGCUCUGAUUUAAAGUGUAAUUUACUACUUA